AUGUCAGGUUUCUUUGGAAUUCCAAAAUUUUUGGAAAAUUUCAAAAGUUCCGAUUCGAAAAGGAUCCAGGAAUCCAGGGACCCAGGGACCCAGGGACCCAGGGACCCAGGGACCCAGGGACCCAGGGAUCCAGGGAUCCAGGGAUCCAGGGAUCCAGGAAUCCAGGGACCCAGGGAUCCAGGGAUCCAGGGAUCCAGGGAUCCAGGAAUCCAGGGACCCAGGAAUCCAGGGACCCAGGGAUCCAGGGAUCCAGGGAUCCAGGGAUCCAGGAAUCCAGGGACCCAGGGAUCCAGGGAUCCAGGGAUCCAGGGAUCCAGGGAUCCAGGGGUCCAGGGAUCCAGGAAUCCAGGGACCCAGGGACCCAGGGAACUAGGGACCCAGUUCCCCAUUCAGAAAUUUAGAAAUUCAGAAAUUCAAAAGUUCAGAAAAAACUUACCUGCAAACUUCAAUUUUUGCAUUUUCAUGAAAAAAUUCCAAAAAUCUUCCUGA
This is a messenger RNA of Caenorhabditis briggsae, 489 nucleotides long. Lineage: Eukaryota; Metazoa; Nematoda; Chromadorea; Rhabditida; Rhabditidae. The record is from RefSeq and is a predicted model, not a curated record. The transcript is spliced from 2 exons. Bases 1 to 489 code for a protein of 162 amino acids.